AUGGCCGGUGACGAAUCGGCGUGCCCAGUCGAUCACAAAGCUCGCGAAGAAUGGCUCGCCCAGGCUCGCGCAGCGGAAGCCUCCAAAACCAAGUCACCAUCACAACCACCGCCAUCCGCGUGUCCUGUCGAUCACAGCUCGGCGCCGCCCACACGAUCAUGGACCCAAAGUCUGACAUCGUACCUUUGGUCCUCCCAGCCAGAGCCUCAAUCGAGCGCCGCGCCCCCUAAACCGACAAACGGCCUCGACACGAACCGCGUAGUAUCCAGCAUCCCACGCUCGACUUCGAAUCCGUCUGCUUGCCCAGUGGAACACGGCGCCUCCGCCAAUGCAGAAAUCGAAUCGGGGAAAGAUGCGUCGGGAAACUGGGUGUACCCCUCUGAGAAGAUGUUCUUUGACGCCAUGAAGAGAAAAGGGUACGAUGCGAGGUCGAAAGAUAUGAAGACUGUGGUCCCAAUUCACAACGCAGUCAACGAGAGGGCAUGGGCGCAAAUCUUGAAAUGGGAACAACCAUAUCUUGCUUCGUCACAAUGCGGCGGCCCCAAAUUGGAGAGCUUCGCAAACAAGAUGGAGCGAAUGACGCCGACAGCCCGUAUCAACACAGUCCUCGGAUACACAGCCCCAUUUGAUAGACACGAUUGGAUCAUUGACCGUUGUGGUACGAGGGUCGACUAUGUUAUCGACUUCUACUCCGGCCGGGGAGAUGGCAAGGCAGGGCCCAGCUUCUACCUCGACGUGAGACCAAAAUUGAACACGUGGGAGGGCGUCAAAAUGAGGGCUAUGAGGUGGACUGGCCUGGCAUGA
This is a messenger RNA of Emericellopsis cladophorae, 804 nucleotides long. Its product is annotated as putative cytochrome c1 heme lyase-like protein. Gene Ontology annotation, biological process: cytochrome c-heme linkage. NCBI's taxonomy places the organism in Eukaryota, Fungi, Ascomycota, Sordariomycetes, Hypocreales, Bionectriaceae. Bases 1 to 804 code for a protein of 267 amino acids. The record is from RefSeq and is a predicted model, not a curated record. The transcript has 2 exons. Gene Ontology annotation, cellular component: mitochondrion. Gene Ontology annotation, molecular function: holocytochrome-c synthase activity.